Messenger RNA from Penicillium brevicompactum, 831 nucleotides. RefSeq names its product HpcH/HpaI aldolase family protein. Gene Ontology annotation, cellular component: cytoplasm. The record is from RefSeq and is a predicted model, not a curated record. The transcript has a single exon. Gene Ontology annotation, molecular function: aldehyde-lyase activity. NCBI's taxonomy places the organism in Eukaryota, Fungi, Ascomycota, Eurotiomycetes, Eurotiales, Aspergillaceae. Bases 1 to 831 code for a protein of 276 amino acids.
AUGGGCUCCAUUGCAGAACCAACAAUUUCCGUUUCCAACCCAUUCAGAACCCGCAUCUUGAAUGGCGAGAUCACCCCUCUCCUGUCAGUCAAGUACGUGGUCGGCAAUGAGAUCGCCAUGAUGGCCAAGAUGGCCGGCAUCCACGGCCUCUUCAUUGAUAUGGAGCAUUCAUCAUUGGAUCUGCACUCAGUCGCACAACUGAUCCUGGCUUGCAACUAUGUCGGGGUCUCUCCCGUUGUGCGCUCGCCUUCCAAGUCUCACUGGCACAUCAGCCGGCUCCUCGAUGCCGGCGCCGCAGCUGUCGUCAUCCCGCACAUCGAGAGUGUCCAAGAAGUGCGUGAUCUGGUUCACCAUUCCAAGUAUGCGCCGCUUGGUGCGCGCGGAUGCACCAAUAACCUGCCAAUUUUCAACUUCCAACAUGUUCCCACAACGAAGCAGAAUGAGGCGCUUAACCAGCAAACUAUGUUGAUACCCAUGAUCGAGACACCAGUGGCUGUUGAAUUAGCCGAGGAGAUUCUGGCUGUCGAUGGAGUGGACGGUGUAUUGGUCGGAUCCAAUGAUCUUUGUGCUGAUCUUGGGAUCCACGGAAAGUAUGAUGACUCGAAGUAUCUGGACUCAGUGGUCAAGAUCAUCGAGGCUGCAAACAAGGCUGGAAAGACGGUGGGAAUCGGCGGAAUCGGUGGCCGACUUGAUAUCCUGGAGAGAUGGUUCUCACUCGGUGCUACUUGGUCACUGAGUGGUGCUGAUGGAGCCAUUCUUCAAAAUGGUAUGAAGCAGAUCACCAAGAACUAUGACGAGAUCAGCCAGAGGGUACAGAAGAUUCAAAAAUAG